Molecule: messenger RNA, 3062 nt
Organism: Archocentrus centrarchus (flier cichlid)
Lineage: Eukaryota; Metazoa; Chordata; Actinopteri; Cichliformes; Cichlidae
Product: B- and T-lymphocyte attenuator-like
Exons: 6
Coding region: 292-1239 (315 amino acids)
Biological process (GO): immune response-regulating cell surface receptor signaling pathway
Cellular component (GO): plasma membrane
Molecular function (GO): signaling receptor activity
Source: RefSeq, a predicted model, not a curated record
GCCGGGCUCAUGUGGGAACCCCCCUGCUUUUGAGUCGUUUCACUGAAUUUGCAAGAUUUGCAGAAGCAAGACCACCCACCGGUGUACACACCUCAGCUACAUCUACCACCCCUGCUUUAGGGGGGAAAGGAGGCAGAGAUAAGGGAAGGGAGUGAGCUGAGAGAGCAGAAAGAGGAAGCAGCAUGUUUCUGAGCACUUCUGAUGUCAGGGGUUCUCUUUUUUUGUUUUGUUUAAUCAAAUAAUCAUGCGUUUGGAGGAACAUUACUCUCUUGGGCUGGCUGUCACUGGAAGAUGAUGGGAGCUUUUCUCAGAAUCAUGAGGCCUCAUCGAUGCUGGACCAUCCAGCAUGUGUCCAUCCUGGCAGGGCUGCUCCUCACCUUAAACGCUGACAGUGCUGGCUCUGACUGUAGUUUAGAAAUUAGAGUACGCCGCAACACCGUUUAUAAUGCCUCACUUGGACAAGAACUUAAGAUUCACUGCAGAGUUAUUUUUUGCAACAAUUCACCACCAGCAGUCACCUGGGAAAAACUUGGGAAAACAGAUGUUCCUGUCAAUGUCAGCCGUCACAUUAAAACAGAGUGGAAACCUGAAAACGAGUCGUCAGGGAUCUACUAUUUGAUCUUCAGCAAGAUUCAAAGAAGUGACUCUGGUCAGUAUCUGUGUCGAAGUGGAGGCAGUGUGGGUCAUAUAAUCAGUGUCAAUGUCAGUGAACACGGUGAAAUUCCCACAGUUACACAGAAUAAUGCUGCAGCCAGCACAACCUCUGUCCCUCGCACCCCAGAAGACUUGCUGCUGUACGUGUACUCUGCUGCUGGGAUCGCCACAUUCGUCAUCAUAGUGAUAAUCAUAUCUGUCAUAUCAAUGCGAGGCUGUAGAGGGAAGCCAAAGAAAGAGACUCAAACUGAAAAUCAGUACAUGGAGAUCCCCAUGGUGGAGCAGCCCUUUCCACAGGCCAGCUUCGAGCCCUCACAAAGAGGAAGCCCCUCCAUGCCGCCGUCUCGGAGAUCUACCAAGAGACAAACGCCGUCAAGGCAGCCCAAUGAGCUGACGUUACCGAGAGAUAACGAGCAGACUUAUGGUCAGAACCGAGUGGGCAGAGAGAGGCAGAGGACUACAGCGGAGGAGGACAGCAGUUCUGUUGUGUAUGCUGCUCUCAACCACGGGCUGCCUCAGCGGGCUCCUCGGCUACGGAUGGAAAUGGAGGAAAGCUCAGAGUACGCAGCCAUCCGAGUGGCAUAAAGACCCCAAACCUGCUGGACUAAAUCACACUAGAGGACCACUGAUGAACGCUGGAAACUGGUGCAACUCCAUCAGAGGAGCCUUGGAGGACAAUUAGCAGGGGAUGCAAAGACUCUCUCUGGAUUCAUAAAACUGAAUCAGGGCACUGACCAGCCCACCUAAUCUACCUGAGAGCCUGAAGCUUUGUUGAUAAUGUAAAUGCUACAGUCAGCACCCUCAGAGUUUGGUCAGUAUUUAAAAGCUCUGCACGCUUUCAUAGGUGGUUUUACUGAAGUUGUAGAUGUGCCUCUGUUCAGUUUGGGAUUUGGCCGAGCUAUGCUGACAUUCAUCACGUACCAAUAGGAACAGGUAUACUACAUCAUAACCAGCACUGUGCCAGUGUAGUGUGGUCUUUAUCCAUCUAUGUUUGACAUAUAUGGGCACGACAGGCACAGACCAUGCUAUGCAGUCAACCUGAGACCCCAAACAUUUGCCCCAUAACUUGUGUCAAAACUGCACCAACUAACCUGAAUCAACUAUAAAAUACAGCCUGCACCAACAGUAUGGACUCAUAUGCACACACAUCAAGAUGUUAUAGAACCAAACUGAAGACGUACUUUAAUGUCUUUUGAUUGAAAGCUGUUGCCUCAUAUGGUGCUUAAUACAGGUGUUCAGUGUCAUGCAGCAUCACAAGCAGAAAUCUCCAGGUACAAGUGCCAAAAACUACAGUUCAUCAAGCAGGUCAGUCCCUGUAGUUAAAAUGGUCGAGUUUACAGCAGGAAUAAACAUGGUUACAAAUGCUGUCAGUCUCUACAGCUCAUUCCUCAGUGUUUGUAUCAGUCACCUUUAAAUCUUAGUAAGGUUUGAAGUGGGUGCUGUUUUGUAAUGUUUAGCUUUCAGUUUUACCCACAGGUGCUCCAAAGAGUCUGCUGCACAGAGGUACAUUUUGUUUUAAGGCCAAAGUGGCAUCGAUUAAAGAUGGAAGUUAUCUGACUCCAAGUGUGAGGUGUUGAGAGAGCAUAGAUGCAGCACAUGUAUGAAGACCUUUUAAAAUAGAAAUAUAAGAUUAGCAGGACAUGACCAAACAUAAUCUCUAUGCUCCCAGAAGAUGUGCUGUUGACUUGCUAACACGACUGUGUGUGUUUUCUCUCACGACUGGCGUUUCACACUGAAAGUUUUGGUGUGUGUGUGUCUCAUUCCUGUGUGCUGCAGAGCUCCAGUGUUGCUACAAAACGAUGUAGAACAACCACACAAUUCCUCCGUUAGCAUGUUAGUUCACUAUCAACCUGCCAUUAAUCCUCAUUGGACUACUAAAGGUUUAUUAAUCUGCCACUAAAGUGAGUCCUCAGUGGUUUUCUUUUUUGUUACUUCUGUUUGAAUCAAAAUUGUUGAAACUAUAGUUUGUAGCUGCUGUGGGGAAUUACUGAGCCUUUUUUUAAACUGUGCAUUUGUGACCAUAUUAGACAAGAUUUAGAGCUUCAGCAGGGACGUGGCCUCAGAGCCACACAGGUACAGCAAAAUCAGACAGAGAGAUAAUCAUGGUUAUUUUGAGUGUAUUUAUUGAUAAGUCAGUCAGGAUCCUGUCCUCUGAGACGUGGGUGUGUACUCAGUUGUCAUGUCAAACUAAUUUUUUGGAGAUUUUUACGAUUGUUGAUGUUGAUUUGAAUGUUUCGUGUCAUGCACUCACUGUGAUGCUGUUCUCUUGCACAUCCAUGACUUGAAUUUACUCUUGUGAAACGUCACCUCUGAUAACAGUAAUGGUUAUUAAAUGGUUAUUAAACCAUCCUGCGGUCUGUGCUAUCAGCUGUCCUCUCACUUUCCGACUACACGAAUGACUAAUGACU